Messenger RNA from Peronospora belbahrii, 2244 nucleotides. The record is from the annotation of a GenBank genome assembly. Lineage: Eukaryota; Oomycota; Peronosporomycetes; Peronosporales; Peronosporaceae.
AUGCGUCAUUUCGUGUCUUUCGUGGCACUAUUGAGUUCGUACGUGACGGCAGAUAAUGGAAAUGAAUAUCCUACAAAAUCAGGCAUUAAAGCAUGGGUCGAUCCAUCAACUCCAGAGAAUGCACAGCAAAUGACGACAUCUCGAGGAGAGACUUGGCAGCUUGUUAUGAGUGACGAAUUCAACACACCAAAUCGAAGUUUUCGACCUGGUGACGACCAUAUUUGGACAUCGCUUGAAAAACCCGAUGGCGUGAAUGGUGCACUAGAAGUCUAUUCACACAAUAUGACUUCCACGAGAUGUGAUGAUGAUGGAACUUGCUAUUUUUACAUUGAAGCUACUGAUGAUGUGACUUCUAUCAACGUUUACAAUGCAUAUCUUCAACCACCUGGGUAUGAGAAUGUGUCCUUCUACUACCGAGCAGCUAUGGUCCAAUCAUGGAACAAGUUUUGCUACCAAGGUGGUUUAAUCGAAGUGAGAGUGCAGCUACCAGGAGCAGUAUCAAAAAAAUCUGGGAAUCCAGAUCUUGUCCAAGGUAAAUCCGGACGAGUGGCAAGUGGGAUAUAUUACCCAACAUGGCCAGGUAUUUGGAUGAUGGGAAAUCUAGGUCGUGCAAUCUUUUCGGCUUCAACAAGUCGGAUGUGGCCAUUUUCCUAUAACAAGUGCGAACCAGACAUAUUUGAUCCCAAGAACCAACGCAUUAGUGCAUGUGAUGACGAUCCAGGAUACGGCCUUAACAUGAAUCAGGGUCGAGGUGCGCCUGAAAUUGAUAUUUUGGAAGGAGGAGGUUUAGCAAUCUCGUCGUCAUUGCAAAUUGCUCCUGGGAUGCCAAACGACUUUCGACUUUUUCCUGCGGAGGAAUCACACGAUGGAAAAGAUAUUUUCUGCGUUUACAAAUACAGUUGUGAGACUCCUGGUGCGAAUCUUAUCGAUGUUCCCACCGCAUACUACGAGAAGGAACGUGGCCAUAAGUCCUGGUACCAAGGACUCCGGUAUGCCGCUAACAACUUUUGUGAUACGUCAGAUGAUGAAAAACAGGAUGUUGAUAAGGUUAAAGCAUCACUGAAAGCUGGAAUUAAAGAGAACACUUGCACUACUAGUACCUGUCCAGCGUCAUUUGACCCAAACAGUAAUUUGGAUCUGAUUGACGGGUUUGGAGAGAAUUACUGGGGCAUUAAUACCAAUGGUACAUGUUUUCCACUGAUGAACUCGUACAUGGGUGCGUUUCUCUGUGAUCCUGACAACACGGAUAAGAGCUGCAUUGCGCCCCGCAAUUCUUCCACACCGAAAACAAAUUCUAUGGAAUCAUUCAACUACCAAAUGGACGCUAUCUCAGCAAAUUGGCCAGUGCAUUUAGGUGCGUACACAGACUACUUUGUGUAUCAAGUCGAGUGGGUCACUGGUGAAAAAGGUUACGUACGUUGGAUGGGUGCCGGUCAGCCUCUUUUUGAAGUCACAGCUGAGGCAUUUUCAGUUGUUCCACAGAAUGACAAGAAAACUAACCCGCAGAAGCUCAUGUUGGAGGAGCCAAUGUCGAUUAUUUUCAAUGUGGCAUUGUCACGCUCAUGGGGUGCCGUACCUCCGAAUCCCGGCGACGAAUGUCGUGGCGACGGUAGUGAUGAGGAGGUCAACAAGAUUUGCGAUGAGUUUCCAAUGUUCAUGAAGAUAGACUACAUUCGACUUUAUCAAGACUUGAAGGGAAAUCGUGGAGGUGAUGACUAUAUGCAGCUUGGCUGCGAUCCAACGAGCCAUCCAACACGAGAAUGGAUUCAAGGUCACUUGGAUGAGUAUGAAGAUAUCGAUAAUCCUUGGAAAGAAGUAACAGGAAAAGCAUUUUGUGACACCGACGGCGACUGUACAAUCAGCCACGAUGGCUCCCAAAAGUUGGUCACUGGUAGAUGUAUCAAAUCCCGAUGCACAUGUUCUUAUCCAGAUUCUUGGGGUGGACCUCGGUGUACGUUUGCUGCCGCUGAGGAGUUAAGAAGUGCAACUUCCAGCUCUCAGCGUAUCUAUGGUCCUUCAAUGGAGAUGUCGCUCGGUGUGGCAAUUGCUACGCUCAUUUCGACCGUUAUUGCAGCCGGGACGUCAAUUCGAACGCUGAAAAAGCAGGCCGAUGAAGCUAUUAUGAUUGCGGAGGGGAAGAAAUUGGAUCAACUGAGGCCAUCAUUUCCGACACGCUUGAACACAUCUAUACACGAGUUUGACGCGUCACAGCCCAAGGACAACUACAGUCAGAAUUUCUUGUAG